This is a messenger RNA of Cladocopium goreaui, 1074 nucleotides long. The record is from the annotation of a GenBank genome assembly. Lineage: Eukaryota; Dinophyceae; Suessiales; Symbiodiniaceae.
AUGGGGAAGGACGCCCCCGCGCCUCGCAAUGGCGUUUCCAAGUCUCCGGUGAAAGGCAGCGGCUCGCCUGCGGCCACAGCAGCUGCAGCACAGCUGGCUGCAGAGAAGGGGCUGCCGACACAGAACUCAGUUGUUCCUGUGGCCGUCGCUGCCAACCUGGGCUUAGGCCUUAGACCCCGGCCUAAUGCUCGACCGGCAGCGGCACCAGCCACAUCCACAGGCCCGCCACCAGCAAAGGCGAUCGGAGCUGGCACCGUAACACGGCCGAAGGCUCCGGCAAAAGCGCCACCCUUGAGGCCUGAUACCCAUCCAGCAGCGAAAGCACCAGGUACUGCGGCCAACCGCUCCAGUGCAAGUCCCACUGGAGGUAGCGAGCCACGGGGCAGCCCUGCCGGCCAAAGUCCAGCCAAAGCUGCAGGCACCGCUCCACCGACUCCAGCACAACCGGCCUCACAAGGGGUCCAGCCUGGGCAGAAAGGUGCUCCACCACCUGCUGGGAUGCUGGCCAUUUUGGGAGGCAUGUCAGACUUUUUAUCGUCUGUUUCAAACCAAGCGGCUGGUGGCUACUCAGAGGAACAACGCAGAGGUUGCAUUGCCUGUGCUCUUAGAUUGGGGAAGCCUGAGCUGGUCAACGUCUUGGCGAGGCUCCACAGUUUGGCAGCCAGUUGCUGGUCGCAUAGCUCUUCAGACUCGUCGGCUGUGAAGGCCCUGGCUGUGCUCCUUGGUGUUUCUUUGGCUGCCAACAAGGAUUCCCUAGAGGAGGCCAUUGCGUGGCGCCUUGCUAGGCCGCAAGAUGUUUGUAGGCCACAAGACGCUUGGAGGCGAGAUCAUCGUCUUACAGCGCUAGCCCUGCUGCUAAAAGCGCCGCCCAAGGCGGAUUCCGAGGCAGAGCUGGUUGCGAAAGUCUUGAAAAGCGUGGUGUCGAUGGCCACUGCGGCGCUGUGCACCCUACUUUCUGCAUCUGCAGGAACAACCCUGGAUGAUGCCAAGCAGGGCGCAGUUUUGAAGCUUGCUGAACAAGUGGCCUCAGGUUCUGUCGGCAAGGUGCCCCUGGAAACGUUUGGAUACUCUUGA